AUGUUGAGUAAGGCUGGCCUUAGUCCCAUCAGUACAUAUAGUGGCGAAGGUACGAAAGGAAAAGGCGUUGAUGGCAAACAGCAUGCAAUUAUAUAUAGCAAUCAACCUACCAUAAUUGAAGGAGAAAAAGAGAAUGGAUUGAAUAAGCGAGCAAUUAGAGUUAUACCCGAUGGUCCACGAGGAGUACUCGAUACAAUGUCUGGGCUAAAUUACGCAGAGCUUCACAAAGUUCAACAUCACGAGAGGGUAUUGUUUAUGGGAAGGCUGGCAAAAGAGUCAGAGUUUGAUGUAGCCGCCGAAAGUGGUGUUUUUGGCAUUCCAUCUAGUCUUGGAAUGCCACCUCCGAGCUCAGCAGCAUCCAGCAACAGCGAUAGGGAUAUACAUUUUCUGUCAAAUUAUUGUAGCCAAGAUCAAGCAGCCGAAUCAAUUGGUAGUAGUCUGCCAUCGACAUUACCUUAUCCCAUGGAUAUUCCAAAGAGAGGAUCUGCUGAGUUCAAUGGAUUGGUAGAUGCGCCCUUCGAUGUGGCGAAAAGUCUUGCAGAUUUGCUAUGCUCUGAUGAGGAUUUCCGAUCACUUUUUCGCGAAGCUACGUCCAAUGACUCACCCACAGAUUCCAUGUUCGUGGGCAUAAUUCAACAAAUUACAUUGAAAUUUUCAGAGAAUUUGCGUGCUGAAGGAACGACAUCUGGGAUAAUUCGUGCUGCAGGAUACAUCAAGGAUUUCUCACUAGUGGUUGCUCUACUGUCGCAUGAUAUGCUCGAACCCACACAAAAACUACCAGCUUUCCUAGCCACCCGAAAAGCACAAAUAGAAUAUCUAGAACAAAAAGAUCGAAUGUUCGAAAUUGACUUGGAUACCUUGGAGAGUCUGUCCACACCUGAAUUUAUCAAUACUCAUGAAUCUGACGAUAUUGGUGAAAUAAUCAAGAAAACGGCCUCUUGGAAGCUGUUAUUGGAAGAUAUCAAACCUUUAUUGAACUAUAUCCCAGUAAAAAGGGUGUUAUUUUCUAUCUGGCCCUUCAACAUUCCCAGAGACACGCAACAUUGCAUCAGUUAUGUGGUACGAUGGGAAAUUUCGAGAUAUAUCAGCAGGAACUUUCCCGAUGAUCAAUCAAUUAGAGAUAUCUUAACACUUACAGCAGACACUAGUGGCACUAUAGCACAAAGUUGCCGAGAGUAUCUGCAGUCAACUUUUCAAGAAAUUGGCUUAUAUGUCCUAGGGGCGGUUGAGGCUCGUCUGUGUAACAACUCUUACAAUACUGGCAAGUCUGAGCUUAUUAUGGUAGGCCUAGCUGGGUGCCUGAGCCUGGUGAUGUGUGAUGGUGGAUUGGCUCCGAACGGUUUAAAUUCUGUUCUAAUUCCAGUCGAAGAGUUAUUGGAAGAUGAUGCGAUACAAUGGCAUUAUUGCCAGAAGACCGCCAAAUGCUCAAAAUCAAGAAGUUCGACAUUUGAAAUUGUGGAAGAAACUGGAAAAUGGCACAAAGAAUUGAACCCUGGUCGAUUAAUAAAUCGAAGGUGUUUUCUUAGAUGGGUCCCUGAAGCUUCUAUUGUAGUUGGCACCAAGAGAUAUCCCGGCAAGGAAAUGAAUUGGUCAACGGCAGAGAGAAUUCCAGACAGUCGCCAGAUUGCGUCUUAUGCCUUCACAAUGGGAACUUCAGGACUUGAUUUUGCAACAGGCAAAGUAUCUUUUAGUUUGACCACUUCAUCAAUGCCAUCUAGCAUAAUCAGCAAGACCGAGAAAGACAUACAUGAGAUUCUGACAGAUGGGGAAAAUGAUACUGUUCUCAUGUAUGACAGCGAGAAAGAAAUUGCGUGGUAUCUACCUCAGUCUUGUGUCGUCCUUUUCCUAGUACGAGCGAGGAUCACAAAUCACCAUUGGGAAGUUUUCAAAGGAAAUAAAAUUACACACUUGGAGCUAGCGGAGCCUGGCUCAGGUGGCUCAGCGGCUAAUGAGGCAUUGAAAGCGAACCUAAAUUUGCAUUUGAAAAAGCAGAAUUCUCAGCCCGCCGAGCAAUACCGUGAGGAAACUGUUGGCAGUCUCAUUAAGGCUAUUUGGCAAGCCUUAGAUGACAUUGGCAUGGGUUUAAGGUCCGCCCAAAGGGAGUUUUCAAAGGCUAAAGAAGGCCCUCCUAACGAGAAUGUGGAGUGGAAAUUUUACAACUAA
Messenger RNA from Sclerotinia sclerotiorum 1980 UF-70, 2163 nucleotides. RefSeq lists its product with no specific name. The transcript has 3 exons. The record is from RefSeq and is a predicted model, not a curated record. The coding region runs from base 1 to 2163 and encodes 720 amino acids. NCBI's taxonomy places the organism in Eukaryota, Fungi, Ascomycota, Leotiomycetes, Helotiales, Sclerotiniaceae.